Messenger RNA from Mastomys coucha (southern multimammate mouse), 773 nucleotides. RefSeq names its product testis expressed 37 (gene Spmip9). The record is from RefSeq and is a predicted model, not a curated record. Gene Ontology annotation, cellular component: cytoplasm. The coding region runs from base 122 to 670 and encodes 182 amino acids. The transcript is spliced from 4 exons. Lineage: Eukaryota; Metazoa; Chordata; Mammalia; Rodentia; Muridae.
GGUUGGUCUCAGGGGUGAUAAGUCAUCAAGACAGUGCUAACAGGACUCUCCAUACAGCUGGGACACCUGGGGUUGAAAAGGCAGGAACAUUGUGUCUUGCCAAAAGAAAAGGUCCUUGGCUAUGGCACGUGUGGUGAGACCCCAAAAGAACCACGUGGACCUAGAUAUAUACCAAAGCUCAUACAUGAUCGACUAUAAGCCCUUUGGGAAGCACAAAUACUCUAGAGUCACGCCACAAGAGCAGGCCAAACUUGAUGCUCAGCUCUAUAGCAAAGAGUUUUACCGGCCCAAACCCAACUCCAACCCCAAGCUGGAGGAUGGGUAUCCUGCUUUCAAAAGACCUCACAUGACUGCCUUAGACUUGGGAGUCCCUGGGUUCUUCCCACCACAGCCACAAGACCGGGUAACUGCUAAGAGGGAUGACUGCAGGUUCACCACCACCUGCCAUUACGCCUACCCAGUUUCCCUGGCGCUGUACCUGGCCCAAUACGACCCCUACUGGCUUCACCAGCGGACAGACUACCCGUGCCUCAUGGAACCAGAGCGUCAGCCUGCUCCAGAAGUGGGCAAAGGCUACCUUCUACUCCCUGGCUGUUUCUGUGUUGGUCACCAGAGAGUCAAGGUCCCCAUCUUGAAUAGGUGGGGUCCUUUGAUGCCGUUUUACCAAUAGACGUGCGAGAAUACCCGCUGUUUCAAUGUAUGAAGGAAUUCCAUGCCAAAGCUCACAGAGAAGGCACCAAAAAAUAAACCGGGAAAGAUGUUCCUUAUGCCAA